CCUGCCUCACAGUGGUCUCUUCUCUUGCCCAAGAAAAAGAGAAGGAGGACAUAUUUUAUCUGUGUGGGCUGCUGAAGUGGCCUGAACAUGAAGACUCUUAUUAAAAUAGUGUCCUGCUGUCUGAUCAUCAUUCAACUGACUGAUGGAAGGAAAUUUUGGGGUAAGAGAGCAGACUCUGAACCUGGAAAGAGGAUGAAGAUGCCCUAUGAACCUAAAUCAUUCUUCAGGCUUUACACUGACAGCAUAGACGAUACAUGCACAGUGGAGAUCUUCAAGCCUCACACACUGGACGCUUGUGGUUUUAAUAGCAGCCAUCCUCUGGCUAUCAUCAUUCAUGGCUGGUCGGUGGACGGAAUGAUGGAGAACUGGAUUUCCAGGUUGGCAUCAGCACUAAAGAGCUCAGAGAGAAGCAUCAAUGUAGUGAUUGCAGAUUGGCUGACUCUGGCACACCACCACUACCCUAUCGCUGCUCAGAACACACGCACUGUGGGACAGGACAUUGCCCACCUGCUGAGGUGGCUAGAGGAUUUCAAACAGUUCCCUGUGGGAAAAGUGCAUUUGAUUGGCUACAGCCUUGGAGCUCAUAUAUCUGGAUUUGCUGGGAGUUACCUAGCUGUAUCUGGGAAAACCUUGGGAAGAAUUACUGGUUUGGAUCCUGCAGGUCCACUGUUUGAGGGAAUGUCUCAUACUGAAAGACUCUCACCUGAGGAUGCUAGGUUUGUGGAUGCCAUCCAUACAUUUACCCAAGAGCGCAUGGGACUCAGUGUGGGCAUCAAACAGCCUGUUGCCCACUUUGACUUCUAUCCCAAUGGAGGAUCAGUUCAACCAGGGUGCCAGCUGCACGUGCAAAACAUUUAUGCACAUUUAGCCCAGUACGGGAUUAUGGGUUUCGAGCAGACAGUGAAGUGUGCCCAUGAGCGCGCUGUGCACCUUUUCAUUGACUCCCUGCUGAACAAAGACAAGCAGAUUAUGGCCUACAAGUGCAGCGACGACACCGCUUUCGAUAAAGGCUACUGUCUGGACUGCCGAAAGAACCGCUGUAACACUCUGGGUUAUGACAUCAAGAAAGUCCACACAGGCGCAAGCAAGAGACUGUUUCUCAAAACCCGUUCACACAUGCCCUACAAAUUGUUUCACUAUCAAUUCAGGAUUCAGUUCAUCAACCAGACUGAUAAGAUUGACCCCACCCUUACAGUCUCUCUAACUGGAACACUGGGAGAAAGCGAAAGUUUACCCAUAACACUAGUUGAGGAGAUUUCAGGCAGCAAGACCUUUACGUUCCUCAUCACUCUGAAUACUGACAUCGGUGACCUGAUGAUGACACGCUUAACCUGGGAGGGAAGCCCAAUGUGGGCACACAUGUGGAGCACGAUUAAGACCAUGAUACCUUGGGCCAAAAGCAGCAGAGGACCACAGCUCACAGUAGGGAAGAUCACAGUGAAAGCUGGAGAGACCCAGAGGAAAACUACGUUUUGCCCACAGACAGAUGACGGCAUGUAUAUUGAGCCGUCGCAGGAGAAGGUGUUUGUGCGGUGUGAGAAGCCGCAGGGAAAGCGGAGGAUGAUGAAGUACAGCUAAAGCAAACUCACCUCACACAUGUGAUCGUGUUUUCACAGCCAUCGGGACUAAUGUUAUAGACGGGGAAACUGGACUUAAGUGUGACAUUUAAUGACCACCAUAUUGAGGGGUCGAACGACCGUUGUUCCAAACCAAAGUGCUCAAAAUUGGCCACAAAAGGGGCACCUCCUUAACUGACAUGGAACAGUUUUUUGGUCCCCUAUCCACCUUUUUUUAACGCUGAAGUAAGUCUAAGGGUGAGACUUCCGGUUCAUUAGCCGCUAUAAGGAAAUAAUGAGAAGAAUAAGAAUUAAGUAAACGUAACACUGUUUGCACUACAAACCAGUGAGUUCAUAAUUAAGAUAACACAUUAAAAUAAUAUGGUAAGACACACCAACUUGCAAUAUUAAGCAGCAAAACGAGCUGUAUUGUAUAUAAAACAGCUGGAUGUGGAUGAGACCGGAAGCCACACCCAUAAAAUUUACAAAUGGCUGCGCCCGCUCUUACCAGACGAAAAAGGUGGAUACCUCUCAUACAUUUAAUACCAAUAGCGUGCACAGACCUCUGCAGAGGCAGUGGAGAAAUCGCAUAACAACUUUCUUAGUACCAUAUAACACUGUUAAGAGCUGUCAUCUUUGCCUUUUUUUUAAUCUCUGAAGUGUAUUACUCUUAUUAGUCCCCCAAAACUGGCUGAAUAUUGUCCCAUUACUGAUAAUUUAUUACAAUUAUUAUGAAACACAAUGUAAAAGCUCAACCUUAAAGGGAUAGUUCACUCAAAAAUGAAAAUUACCCCAUGAUUUACUCACCGUCAAGCCAUUCUAGGUGUAUAUGACUUUCUUCGUUCAGAUGAAUACAUUCAGCGUUAUAUUAAAAAAUGCCCUGGCUCUUCCAAGCUUUAUAAUGGCAGUGAAUGGGUGUUGAGAUUUUGAAGCAUAAUAAAGUGCAUCCAUCCAUCAUGAAAAGUACUCCACACAGCUCCAGGUGGGUUAAUAAAGGUCUUCUGAUGUGAAUCGAUGCAUUUUUGUAAGAAAAAUAUUCAGUUUAAAAAUUAAUAAACUCUAAUUUCUAAGUGCCAGGAUGUUUUUUAGUAUAACGCUGAUUGUAUUUGUCUGAAAGAAGAAAGUCACACACCUAGGAUGGCUCGCGUGUGAGAAAAUCAUGGGGUAAUUUUUAUUUUUGGGUAAACUAUCUCUUUAAAGCAAACAUCUGUGCAUUUGUGUGCUGUAGAUAUAUUCAGGGUAGAUCAACCUAUAACAUUUAUGUAUGUGGGAUGUACUUGUGUUUUUAAUUGUAUGAAUAAAUGUCUCAUGAAACCCCCUCACGAUAACACAUAAUAAUAAAAACAUGGAGGUAACAUAAGA
Molecule: messenger RNA, 2918 nt
Organism: Labeo rohita (rohu)
Lineage: Eukaryota; Metazoa; Chordata; Actinopteri; Cypriniformes; Cyprinidae
Gene: lipca
Product: lipase, hepatic a
Exons: 9
Coding region: 88-1578 (496 amino acids)
Biological process (GO): lipid metabolic process
Molecular function (GO): apolipoprotein binding; triacylglycerol lipase activity
Source: RefSeq, a predicted model, not a curated record